Molecule: messenger RNA, 423 nt
Organism: Procambarus clarkii (red swamp crayfish)
Lineage: Eukaryota; Metazoa; Arthropoda; Malacostraca; Decapoda; Cambaridae
Source: RefSeq, a predicted model, not a curated record
AUGUUAAUACAAAAGGCGUCAAGGGUCAACUCUAAGGACGCAGGAGACCCUGGAGACCCUGGAGACACAGGAGACCCUGGAGACACAGGAGACCCUGGAGACGCAGGAGACCCUGGAGACACAGGAGACCCUGGAGACACAGGAGACCCUGGAGACACAGGAGACCCUGGAGACACAGGAGACCCUGGAGACACAGGAGACCCUGGAGACACAGGAGACCCUGGAGACACAGGAGACCCUGGAGACACAGGAGACCCUGGAGACACAGGAGACCCUGGAGACACAGGAGACCCUGGAGACGCAGGAGACCCUAGAGACCCUGGAGACCCUGGAGAUAACAUAGAGAGCGAGGUCCUCACAUGCAGUUCGCAUCAUCCAAGCAACAAGUGUCAAUCACAUCAAACUGCAUAUAAGAAACAAUAA